Pipistrellus nathusii (Nathusius's pipistrelle) is the source of this 2667-nucleotide messenger RNA. The record is from the annotation of a GenBank genome assembly. Lineage: Eukaryota; Metazoa; Chordata; Mammalia; Chiroptera; Vespertilionidae.
AUGGCGGCUGCCGGAGGUCGAUUUGAAAGUGCGAGGAGCAUCGAAGAGCGUAAGGAGCAGACCCGGAUCGCCAGGGCCGAGGUGUUGCGCCAGGCUAAAGCCAAUUUUGAGAAGGAAGAAAGGCGUAAAGAACUUAAACGACUUCGGGGUGAGGACACAUGGAUGCUACCUGAUGUGAAUGAGCGGAUUGAACACUUCUCACAGGAACACUCUGUGAAGAAAAAGAAGAAAAAAGACAAGCAUUCAAAAAAAGUAAAGAAAGAGAAGAAAAAAAAGAGCAAGGAACAGAAGUAUGAAAAGAACAAUGAGUCAUCUGAGAGUUCAUCAAGCUCCGAAGAGGAGUGGGUUGAGGCUGUUCCACCCGAGACUUCUGGCAAGGAAAAGGCCUGGAAACUGAAAGGUGAAAAGUCAGAAAAAGAAGACAACCAAGGUAUUCAGAGGGAUGAGUGGAUGACUGUUGAUUUUAUGUCUGUUAAAACUGUGUCGUCAUCAUCACUCAAAGCUGAAAAAGAAACAAAAAAGAAAAUAGAGCAAGCAAAAACCCAAGCACUUGAACAGUCCAGGCUGCUGGAAAGAGAAUUGAAUCCAUAUUGGAAGGACGGUGGGACAGGUCUUCCACCAGAAGACUCUGCUACGUCAUCAGUUACUAAAGUUUCAGUAAUAGAAGAUGGGGGAUUGAGCUGGCUAAGGAAGUCUUACCAAAGAAUGAAGGAACAGGCUGAGAAACAGAAUAGAAAUUUUGAAGACAUUGUAGCUGAAAGAUAUGGGUCAAUGGAAAUAUUUCAGUCGAAAUUAGAAGAAGCUGAAAAAACUGCAUCCGCAAGAGAGGACUGUAGACGAGAACGCUGGAGGAAGCCGACGUAUUCAGAUAAAGCACUAAGUAGUGAAGAAAGUAGAAAAUCAGACUUGACAAAAUAUAAUAAAAGUUCAAGGGAUAGACAUAGUUCCACAGAUAUUAUAAAAGAUAAAGAUAAAUUUUGUGGUGAUGAAAAAAAUAAUAGAACUGGGUCUUCAGAAGCAUACAGAAGAGACUCCAGUUCAAGGCAAAGUCAAGAGUUUUCUGCUCUUGGGAAUUUGAGACCUAAGUUCAUCAGGCCCUCUGAUGAUGAACUGCCAUUUCAUCACAUGGGGAGGAAUGUCGAAUCUUCCAGUUCACCCUCAGCACUGGCCACUCAAGGUUCUGUGCGUUGUGGUUUUCGAAAACCGACAGAAAGCGAAGAAAGUUUAUCAUCAUGGAGUCGAUCUGGUGAGAGAGGAGGAGAGAAGAAACAUUCACAUCGAAAUCCAUUGGAAACCAGUCACAGUGUUGACUAUCAACGUAUCUCAGAAGAUGCAAGCCAGAAAUCACAUGAUGAAAGCUCGAGGGAUGACUCACUGAGAGAAGAACAUCUCCAAAACAGAAAGUCUUCAUUUUCUGGAAGCCACUUCGAGGAUGAGUCCGUCCACAUCCUGAGUGUUGAUGAGAAGAACAAGUUGGGAGCCAAGAUUAUCAAGGCAGAGAUGAUGGGAAAUAUGGAAUUAGCUGAGCAACUUAAAGCCCAACUUGAAAAGGCAAAUAAAUUCAAAGAAACUAUAUCAUCAAAAAAAUCUGGGAUAGAGAAUGAAGACCAGCAAGAAGUGAUUCUUGUCAGAACAGAUCAGUCUGGGAGAGUUUGGCCUGUGAACACACCAGAGAGACCUCUGGAAUCUAAAGGAGGAAGAAGGAAGAGACAGAUGGCUUCAACCCAUGAGGAAAAAGAAAGGGUCAGAUACUUUCAUGAUGAUGAUAAUUUAAGUCUAAACGAUUUAGUCAAGAAUGAGAAGAUGGGAACAGCAGAAAAUCAGAACAGACUUUUUAUGAGGAUGGCAUCUAAGUUUAUGGGGAAAACAGAUGGAGACUAUUAUACUCUGGAUGACAUGUUUGUCUCCAAAGCAGCUGAAAAAGAGCAUUUCGGUGAAGAAGCAGAGAACCAGAGGAAAAGAGCUAUUGCUGAACACCGGAGUCUUGCUGCACAAAUGGAAAGGUGUCUGUAUUGUUUUGACAGCUCUCAGUUUCCCAAGCACCUUAUUAUUGCAAUAGGUGUUAAGGUUUAUUUAUGUUUGCCCAACUUCCAGUCUCUUACUGAGGGUCACUGCCUGAUAGUCCCUCUGCAGCACCACAGAGCCGCUACCUUAUUGGAUGAAGACAUCUGGGAGGAAAUUCAGAUGUUUAGAAAAUCAUUGGUAAAGAUGUUUGAAGAUAAAGGGUUGGAUUGCGUCUUUUUAGAAACUAACUUGAGCAUGAAGAAACAGUAUCAUAUGGUUUAUGAAUGCAUUCCUGUCCCAAAGGAAGUGGGUGAUAUGGCGCCCAUCUAUUUUAAGAAAGCCAUAAUGGAGUCUGAUGAGGAGUGGUCUAUGAACAAGAAAUUGAUCGAUCUGUCUUCCAAAGAUAUCAGAAAAUCUGUGCCUAAAGGCUUACCUUACUUCUCUGUGGAUUUUGGUCUUCAAGGAGGAUUUGCUCAUGUCAUUGAAGAUCAACACAAAUUCCCUCAUUAUUUUGGAAAGGAAAUCAUUGGUGGGAUGCUGGAUAUAGAGCCUCGACUUUGGAGGAAAGGGGUCCGUGAAAGCUUUGAGGACCAGAGGAAGAAAGCACUGCAAUUUGCUCAGUGGUGGAAACCAUUUGACUUCACCAAAAGUAAAAAAUGUUGA